UGAUAGAAUUUGGACUUGGAAAUCUCUUUGUAUUUAUGUCUUCUCUAUUUCCAAAGUCUUGAAAAAUGGAAAUAGUAGGAGAAACAAAAAAAACAAAUAAAUCAUUUUGACCGUUUUCAUUGUGUUCUCUAUAUAAUCUAACCAUCAUUUUACAACGACAAAUAUUCUAUUGUCAUGGCAACCCCAAAUAACAAAGAGGAUUUCUCGGGAGGACUUGCAAAGGUUUUGGCAGAGAAAUGGCAAGUUGACGUACGGCUCAAGGCAAUGAAUAGUGACGAUGGUUCAGCUAUCUCUGCCCACAAACUUAUUCUGGCAUCAAGAUCUGAGGUUUUCAAGAAGAUGCUAGAAUCAGACGAGCUUAAGACUUCAACUAAAGAGGUGGAAACAAUCACUCUCUCAGAGAUGAAACAAGAAGAGUUGGAAGCUUUUGUUGAGUUCAUAUACAGUCAUGGCUAUACGAUUUCUGACAACGUGAAACAACAUGCUCGGUCACUCUAUAUUGCGGCUGACAAAUAUGUCAUUCUUCAUCUACGUGACCUAUGCAGAAUGGAGCUUAUGUCUUCUUUGAGUUUGUCGAAUUCUCUUGACAUCCUUGAGCUCGCUCAGUUCCCUUUUGACGAAGUCCUUAACGAUGCAGCGUUUGGAUAUAUCAAAAAGAAUAUAAGUACGAUUGCUAGCUCUGAUGAGUUCAAGUUGUUCGUUGCUAGUAACGCAAAUCUUGCCGUGGAGAUAAUGAAGGCUUCUCUUACUCAUACUAGUAAUUCAAUAUGUUCUUCCUGUGGCUAUGGUUGUAACUGUAUCCGUCGUGGAACUCCGAGAAACCCCUUUGCCUUUUCUCAUUAUUAA
Molecule: messenger RNA, 846 nt
Organism: Capsella rubella
Lineage: Eukaryota; Viridiplantae; Streptophyta; Magnoliopsida; Brassicales; Brassicaceae
Product: BTB/POZ domain-containing protein At5g48510
Exons: 2
Coding region: 175-846 (223 amino acids)
Molecular function (GO): protein binding
Source: RefSeq, a predicted model, not a curated record